This is a messenger RNA of Morus notabilis, 1667 nucleotides long. Its product is annotated as transcription factor GTE1. The record is from RefSeq and is a predicted model, not a curated record. Lineage: Eukaryota; Viridiplantae; Streptophyta; Magnoliopsida; Rosales; Moraceae. The transcript is spliced from 9 exons. Bases 207 to 1367 code for a protein of 386 amino acids. Gene Ontology annotation, molecular function: protein binding.
UAAGAAUAAUAAGAAUAAGAAAAUAAGAAUAAUAAAAAUAACAAUUGAAAUUCUAACAUUUUAGGUAGUAAAAUCUCAUCGGCGACCCUCAUCGGUGACCCAGCCGUCGACCCUCCCCCUGCGCGAGCGCUGUCGCGUCAGCCCGUCUCUCCCCCCCGAGCACCGGAGCCGAUUCCAACCCUCCCGGAAACCAGAGCUCCUCCAAGAUGGAGCCCCCAAAUUCUUUGAACCCAGAAAUAAAUCAAGUGGAUCAAGGAAAGGCUGACGCUAGUGCGGCAGAGGUGGAGGAUCUUGGGAAUUGUGUUGUUGAAAUAUCCACAAGGGUCGAUAAGAUUGAAAAAAGUGUGAAUGAGGUUGAACAGUUUUAUUCAGCCACGGGAAAUACGCAGCUCACGAAAGGUAGCUCAAUUUUGAAGGACAGAGAGAGGGAGAAAUAUUUCAGUAAUUUUAAGCAACAGCAACAGCAACAGCAGCAGCAAGAUGCAUCACAAAGGGAAGCGGCUGCAGCGAGGAGAAUGCAAGAAUUGAUGCGCCAAUUUGCCACAAUAUUGCGCCAGAUCACUCAGCACAAGUGGGCAUGGCCUUUUAUGGAACCUGUAGAUGUCGAAGGUCUAGGUUUGCAUGACUAUUAUGAGGUUAUUGAGAAACCCAUGGACAUCGGCACAAUAAAAACUAAAAUGGAGGCUAAGGAUGGGGGCGGGUAUAAGAAUGUCCGGGAGAUAUAUGCUGAUGUGAGGUUGGUUUUUAAGAACGCAAUGAAAUACAACAAUGAAAAAGAUGACGUCCAUGUGAUGGCUAAGACUUUGUUGGAGAAAUUUGAAGAAAAAUGGCUGCAGCUUUUGCCUAAAGUUGCUGAAGAGGAAAAGAGAGGAGAAGAGGAGGAAUCUAAAGCACAAUUAGACAUGCAGCUUACCCAAGAGGCUGCUUAUGCAGACAUGGCUAAAGAUACUAGGAAUGAGCUUUAUGAAUUAGAUAGGCAAUUGAGGCAGCUGAAAGAAGCACUAGUUCAAAAAUGCAGGAGAAUGUCUACUGAGGAGAAACGAAAGCUCGGAGCUGCUAUUAGUCGAUUGUCUCACGAGGAUCUCAGCAAGGCAUUGGAAAUAGUAGCUGAGAAUAACCCAAGCUUCCAACCAACUGCCCAAGAAGUGGAUCUCGACAUUGAUGCUCAGAGUGAAUACACGUUAUGGAGAUUAAAAGUGUUUGUGAAGGAAGCGCUAAAAGUUCAGGGCAACCAUGGUAGCAAUAAUGCUACAGCCAACAAUAACAAUGACGACAACAGAAAGAACAACUCCAAACGACGAAGAGAGAUAUGUGAUGCUCUUGCAAAGACCGCUGUGAAAAGGACCAAAAAGCUCACUAAUUUAUGAUAUACAAUUUGCAACAUGUAGCCCCAGUUGCAAUUUGAUUUGCACAUUCUGUGAGCUUGUUCGGUUACUAGCCUAAAGGAAAUAUAGUUAUGUGCAGGUUUGAAAUUUGUUCGUGGGUUUUCUGAAUCUUUUCGCGUCCGACCGAGCUCCUGUAAAGUUCAUGUAAUAAUUAAAAUGCUUCUUUGGCAGUGUUAUUACCGUAAGAAAAAACUGAAUGGGCUGGAGAAUUGUAGUAAUUUUGGUCAGCUACAUCUUGUAUAUUGUAUUGACAUCCAGUUUAAUGGAAUUUUACUAUGUCAA